AUGCGAGCCGCGCUCUGAAGACGUUACGCAGCUCCAAAGCUCCCCUGGUGAAGAAGAGGCAGGUAAUGCGAGCGAUCUCUGGAGACUACAGGAAGAAGAUAGAAGAGGAAAGAGCCAGACAGUUCAAACUCAUACAGUCAGCAAUGACCUCCGCCCGGCUCACCAGCGUGUCUGAGUGCAAACCAGUGUUUCACCGGCGAGCUGAGAGAAACACACAACCCACAAACAAAACAGACAGAUCUCAAGAGACACACACUCUGCAAGGGCCCCGGGAGACAAUCGAACACACAAACACUGAUGGAGACACAAAAUCAUUUGUUUUCACUAAAACACAUGAAGAGUUUCGCUUUAACUUCAACUUAUGACUCGACACGUUAACAUCAACCAGCAGGAUUUGUACCUUAAGUAGAUGUGUGGUCAAAUAUUACGUACUUCUAUUGCACAGUUUUGCCAUACAUUCUAUUUGCAUUUUAUUAAGCAUACAAUAUUGCUAGAUUUCACUUUUUGUAAUGUUCAAAGUGUUGCAAUCAUAGAAAACACUUACGGAAAAAAUUCAAAUAAAGUGUGAAGA
This is a messenger RNA of Sinocyclocheilus rhinocerous, 571 nucleotides long. RefSeq names its product UPF0488 protein C8orf33 homolog. The coding region runs from base 66 to 365 and encodes 99 amino acids. The record is from RefSeq and is a predicted model, not a curated record. NCBI's taxonomy places the organism in Eukaryota, Metazoa, Chordata, Actinopteri, Cypriniformes, Cyprinidae. The transcript has 2 exons.